Chenopodium quinoa (quinoa) is the source of this 924-nucleotide messenger RNA. RefSeq lists its product as uncharacterized. The record is from RefSeq and is a predicted model, not a curated record. The coding region runs from base 321 to 809 and encodes 162 amino acids. NCBI's taxonomy places the organism in Eukaryota, Viridiplantae, Streptophyta, Magnoliopsida, Caryophyllales, Amaranthaceae. The transcript has 4 exons.
AGUAAAUGUUCAAAAAUAAUAAUGAACAUUUUCAUAUACCUAAAUGUACAUUUGUGUUAUGUAAUAUGACCAGGAAUGAUGAUAAGAAAAAGUCAAUUGCAGAAAAGAAGAAAAAAACUGAAAAGGAAAAGGUUGAAAGGUAUAAUUUCAAAUUUAUUUAUAUACACUCAAAUGUUCAUUUAUGUUCCUCAUAAUUUUCUUAAUUUAACAAUAUUUUAUAUUGAACAACAAGACCAAAACGCGAAAAGAAAACAAUUCCUCCUGCUUUCCGAUCUCCUUACUUGGUCAAGUACAAGGAUCUGUUUAAAGAUGAGAAAGCCAUGAACCAAAUUGCAGUAGACUUUGCUCUUGGUGGAAAAGAUGAAAGUGCACUCUUAUACUAUGAUGGCUUGAAUCUCAUCAAUAGAAAUGAAAUGAAAACUCUUGGAGAUGAUGUUGAAGUGACAAAUUGUGUCAUAGAUGGAUGGGCAAGGUUUCUUAAUCAUAAAAAGCCGAGAAACAAGAUUUAUUUCUCAACAGUGCUUCAUCACAUUAUGUGCACAAAUAGAGUUUGUCAAGAAGGAUCAUCAAUGAAGACAAGAAUUAAUGCCUUCAUAGAAAGAAUUGACAAUGAACUGAAGUUGAAUAAAAUUGACAGCAUUGUUGGAUAUAAACAGGUCUUCUUCCCAGUAUCAACUUCUCAACAUUUUUUUCUGUUGUGCGUCAAUCAUAUAGAAGACAAAAUUCAUAUAAUUGACAAUAGAAAACUACCAAAAAAGGUAUCAGUCCAAGCAAAAUAUGAAGAACAACCAAAAAUGAUGGUGAGAUAAUAUGUUCAUUUAUAGUUGACUACAUGAUCAAUUAUAUUUUAUUAAUUGUUCAUGUCUUCAUCACAAUACAAACUUCUAAACAAUUUUUACUCUUUUUUCUAUCAGUUAAAAGGAU